Auanema sp. JU1783 is the source of this 804-nucleotide messenger RNA. Lineage: Eukaryota; Metazoa; Nematoda; Chromadorea; Rhabditida; Rhabditidae. The record is from the annotation of a GenBank genome assembly.
CAAUGGCGGGACGUCACAAAUUGGGUGAUGUAUGGAGGAUCCUUCUUAGGAACUCAGAAACAGCUGCCUGAUGAGAAGACCAUUCCGAAGAUUGCUGAACAACUGAAGAAAUACAAUAUUCAAGCACUGCUGAUCGUUGGAGGCUUUGAAGCUUUCAAUUCCGUUCAAAUCCUUUCUCAAUGGAGAGACAAGUUCCCAUCUCUCUGCAUUCCUAUGACAGUAAUCCCUUGCACCAUCAGCAACAAUGUUCCAGGAACUUCCCUCUCACUUGGUUCUGAUACUGCCGUGAAUGAAAUCUGUGCCCUCAUUGACAAAAUCAAACAAUCAGCUACAGGAACAAAGAGACGUGUUUUCAUCAUCGAGACCAUGGGAGGAUACUGUGGUUACUUAGCCACACUCUCAGCUCUUGCAUCUGGAGCCGACAAUGCUUACAUUUUUGAAGAAAAGUUCACCGUCUCUGACAUCAUUGAUGAUGUGAGAGUAAUCGCCACAAAGAUGGAAAAGGGUGUUCAACGUUAUCUCAUCGUCCGUAAUGAAUGUGCCAAUAAGAACUUCACUACUGAUUUCGUUCAACAAUUGUUCAAAGAAGAAGGAAAAGGAGCUUUCUCAACAAGGAUCAAUGUUCUCGGUCAUGCCCAACAAGGAGGAAGUCCAACUCCUUUUGAUCGUAACAUGGGAACCAAACUGGCAGCUCGUGCUUUGGAAUAUCUGCUGACGCAGAUAAAGGAUUCCAUGGUUGACGGAGUUGUUUGUGCAAAGAGCAGUGAAACUGCAACACUUUUGGGAUUGACAGCUCGCAGUGUU